CAUGAGCCUCUACGCACCAACCUCUGGUAUCAUCAUCAUACUCCUCCUCAACUAUGGCGUUUGCUUCUCCACGCUCUAUCGCUGCGCGGCCCUCCACUGUGCCACGCUUAUGGUCCUUUCACCAUCCCCGGACUUGACUCUUGAAGGCCACCAGAGGCAGUGCAUCCGCUUCGUAAGCAAUACGCGCAUCAAUGGCUACUCAGACAGAGACGGCGCAACAGGGACCUAAUCCACAAAACCCACGCCAUGAUACGGAUAACGCUGUCGAAACGAUGGGUCUGCGUUGUCCCGAUUCUUCGGCCCACAAGACAAAGGACACUUCUCAAGACCAUGCCUCCGCCCCUGCUUUGAAUCCCAGCACUCUUUCGCAAGUGUCCACGCAAAGAGAAAUGAAUCCUCUUGGUCCAGAUGGAAGGCUGUCCACAGCAAGUGCCGCAGCGAGUUUGAAGCACGCGCGCGCCCACGAACUUCCUAGCUUUCCUGUUGUCGGUAUAGACACUCACAUAUCCGCCAACACUGCCGCGAACCUUGCGCACGCAAACAGAAAGAGCCCUGAGUGGUGGAAGCCUGAACGUUCUCCAGCAGCAGGCAGAGCCGCCCUCAUCGCGAAGGACUACAAGAUGCCACCUCUUUGGCAGCCCGAGCCUAGCGCUGCUGGAUCAAAAGCUGCAGUGCUUGCUCACAAAGGCAGCAUCAAUGUGGAUCGCCGGAUGCCGGAGCUUAGUGUGCGUGGCACCUCAGCGGCGAACUUGGCCGUGCAGAGACAAAGGGCCGUUCCUGAAGCGGAUUACGGGUAUGCUGAACACGAAGAUGGUGGUUCCUCGGUUGCUGCGCCAGGAGCGGUUCCCCCCUCUAGACGACCACGGGCAAAGUCAACCCCUGAGCAACCUGCAAUCUAUCCUGAUGCUGAGAUCUCAGAAAAGAACGCGCUCAACGCCGCUACAGUGGCUCAUAGGCCCUCAACGAAAACCACCUCUAUGCCUUCGGAUCGUUUCGGCUCUGACGCAAUGGAGGCUGCUCGCAUACAGCAUGCGAGGGUCUCUAGAGACAUGUAUACUGCGACCCCUCCCGUGUCCGUCGAAGUCGAGGAGAAGAGAAGGCAAGAUGCACUGCGGGCCUCCGCGGUAUCUAUGGCGAGAAAGAUGUACGACCCUAAGCACCCGCAGACCGGUCAGCCUCCAGAUGUAAGAGAACAGGCUAUGAAAUACAUUAGUAUUCAGGAAGCUGCUCAAAAGCUCGCAGCCGAACGGUUGGCCAAGAUCGGCUUCGACGAGGAGGCGGCGUACCGUAGUUAUUACGGCUACGAGAAGCCGGCUCGGACCAGACUCUCGCUCCGGCUUGGUCGUAGACGUGCCUCUACCAGUUCUGAACUGGUCGAUUCGGAUGACGAAGAUGAACUCCAAUCAUGGAAGAUACGCUCUCAAAUGUCUCAGUUCAACCAGAAGUUGGCCGAAGUGGAUGAGAAGAAACGGGCGCAGGACAGGAAGCAGCUGCUCGCUGCAGCACUACGUAAUGUCCAGGCGGAGAUGGAAAGCCUAGACAAGAAAGUCUUUGAGCAGACCGGUUAUAUGUCGCCCUCAAUGGUUGAAGAACGGUAUGCCCGGGCUCGUGCCAAAGCGGCAGCAGAGAGUGAGGCGCGGAUGGAGGAUCGGGGAAAGGUGUACGUUGGGCAUGGAAAAUUCAUGUCUCAGGCGGAGAUUGAUGCCAUCGCUCUCGCUAAGGUCCAACCAACUCUGGACGAGAUCACCGAAAAGACUGAGAAACGCAGAGCUGAGGAAGAAGAGCGACGUCUCGAGCUAGAAGAGAAGAAAAGGGAACAGCGCAUUGAGAAGGAGAGAGCUGCUGAGAUCAAAGCCGAAGAGAAACGCUUCAGACGCGAGGAGAAACUAGCCGCCAAAGAGCGAAGUGCGGCAGAGAAGGCGGCAGAGAAAGAGAUGAAGUCGAUAGAGAAAGAGAAGACGGCGACUGAGGACGAGAGUAAGCCGGAAGAGAGCGGAAGGAAGGCCGAGGAGGAGCAUGUUGCCACGGAAGCGCAGUACAAGGAGGAGCAGGUGGAAGAGGCUGUCGUGGCAGCGUCGGCACCUCCUCCCGCGACAAUGACGGAGGAAGUCACAGCGAUUGAAGGAGUUUCUGGCGAGGGCCCGCACGCAGUCGGUGUUGCAGGUGAACCAGUGACGCAGACUGAGGCCGAAGAGGGGUCUGCGGAGGGCGCUGUUCCGACGUCUCCACCAGAGCCCACCAGUCCGCCGUCCGAGUCCAGGGGCUUCAAAGGCUUGUUCAACAAAUUCAAACGACGUUCACGGCUCGCCCCGGCACCCGCUGCGUCUGAAACGCCAGGUUUUAUCGGCGGGGCAGCCCUUCGCCAGCCACCCACGCAGUCAGAUCAAGAUGCCACUCCGUCUAUUCCUCGGUCGGCUGAGCAACAGCAACCACAAGUCCCGCCCGUUUCGUCCGGACCGGAUGUGGGCCGUAGUCCAUCGACACAGCGACCGGGUACGACCAGUCCUGGGCCCGCCGGGGUCAAUGAUGAGGAACGGGAGUCUAGGGAUGGGUUCGACGAGGAGCUUGCUCCACCGCCGAAGUUGCCAGCGCAGGAAGUACAAACCGGGCGGGAGGAAAGUCCCAAACGGGACUCCAGAUUCCGUGAAGUUGGCAUCUAGGUGUCGAGAGCAACGCCGGAUGGGCAUCGAUGCCGUGUCUCCCGCCAAAAUUGUGUCUGGUACGACGGGAGCCUCUCUUUCUCUACCCACAGGUAGAGGGUGGCCUGGGUGUCAUAAUAUCAUUUUCCAUGACUGGAAUGGAAGUUGUAAUAGUGGCGUUUGGUUUUCCUGUACAAACAGGCUGACUUUUCCACUCCUCCACCGAUAUAAGUAUUGAUCGAGUUUGAACAUAUCUUCGCGAGUAAUAGUCCUGCAGCAUACCGGCCAGUCAACGUCAUGCCUUGGCGAUAGGGUGGCUCCGGAAUAGUGCCUAGUCGUUUAUUAGGAGACCAACCGGAAUCUAGAGAAAACCAGCUGAGCUAAUCGUGAAGCUAGCACGGAGUAUUGUCCAAAUAGAUAUAAAUAAUGAUACCGUGUCUUUACUUUUA
Molecule: messenger RNA, 3088 nt
Organism: Westerdykella ornata
Lineage: Eukaryota; Fungi; Ascomycota; Dothideomycetes; Pleosporales; Sporormiaceae
Exons: 3
Coding region: 192-2660 (822 amino acids)
Biological process (GO): eisosome assembly
Source: RefSeq, a predicted model, not a curated record